AUGGAUUAUCUCCAAAAGAGGAAUCUAACUUUUUUCACCAUUGGCCUAAUAUUCAUGUUAAGCGGCAUAGAAUACGCUGUCAUUCUGCCCACAAUAUGGCGCUAUCUCCAGAUCCUGGAGGCGCCGCCGUAUUUCUUGGGUCUGGGUCUGUCCGCUUUCAGUCUGAGCGGCCUACUCACCGGACCGCUCUUUGGCUGCUGGUCGGAUCGCAGCGGAAGCACCAAGUCCAUUAUUCUGUUCUCUAAUCUUUUCGAGAUCGCCGGUAACUUCAUGUAUUUUGUGGGCUAUUCCAAGUGGCUUUUAGUAGGCAGUCGUCUUGUCACAGGUGUCGGCGCGGGAGCGGGAUCAUCCAUCUUCGGUUUCCUGACUCAAAGCACCCGGCCGGAGGAACGGGCCGGUGUUUUUGCGGCUGUUAUGGCCUGUCGACAAGCUGGCCUACUUGUGGGGCCGGCGUUCAACCUGUUUCUGCGGCUGUGUAAUUUCAAACUCGGAGCCUUUGUUGUCAACAAGUUUACAUCUCCCGGGAUCUUCAUGUGCUUGUUGUGGUCGCUGCUCCAGUUUGUGGUCAUGGCUAUGUACUGGGACUUACCUCCCAUCGACGCCGCGGAAGGGGCCGUCGCCAUGACGGAGCUGAAAGCCGAGGCAGACGAGGACGAGGAAGACGAACCGCUGAUCGGGUCGGAAGGAAACCGGGCAAACGCCUACAAAGCCCUCGACUCGGACGCCUCCUCCGUUGGAUCUGAAGCGUUCGAUAACUACAGCGUCAGUCGGGAGUUCCUGAGGGAGGAGGUGAUUGUUCUUCUCACGGCUCAGUUCAUCACUCUCUUCAAUCAGACGGCGCUGGAGACCAUGGUGACACCUCUGACGCAGCGCUACUUCGGCUUCGACGAGUUGGGCAACAGCGUGAUGUACAGCCUGUGCGGUGUGGAAGUCAUCCUGGGCUUCCUCUUCGUUCGCUGGCUGAGCGGCAAGAUGGCCGACCGCGCCGUGCUGAUCGCGGGCCUGCUGAUCUGUUGCGCCGCCUGCGUCUGGUCCCUGGUCUUUCUCUGCGACCUCCGAGGUAGCUACGAGUGGAAACUGUCGGCCUUUGUUAUCGGUGUCUUCCUUCAGCUGUUGGGGCUCCCCUUUGUGGCAGUAUCUCAGGUGUCUCUCUUCUCCAAAGUCACGGCGGAGAAAACGCAAGGAUUCAGCCAAGGAAUACGACGAUCGGUAGGAGGCCUCGCUACCAUCAUGGGUCCUUUGUGGGCCGGAGGCUUGACCAAUCAUUUAUACAUCAUGAUUGGCAUGAUGCUAGCACUCCUUUUGAUGGUCACAGUGAUGACGGCGUUGUCGUACGGCCGCUUAACUCAGCCACGUGUAUGGCGCUGCGCACGAAGCUCGGACAAUGGCGGAUAA
Molecule: messenger RNA, 1395 nt
Organism: Nerophis lumbriciformis (worm pipefish)
Lineage: Eukaryota; Metazoa; Chordata; Actinopteri; Syngnathiformes; Syngnathidae
Source: RefSeq, a predicted model, not a curated record